AUGACAGAUCAACCUGCACAACGUCAGUAUUUUGCCGUGAGCGAUGCUGCUGAAAGUUCCGCAGCCCCAGCCCCGAUGGAGGUUGUCUUCCAAUUCGAGAAGCUGCAAAUCAGCGACCAGGAAGCUCCUUCUUGGGAUGUCAUUACUUCGAUUUCAAACCUAAUUCCAGCAACCAACAAAUAUCAAAGCUUAGAGAUCGACGACCAGAGCAACAACGGCAUCAACGAGAAGAAGAAGAGGAAGAAGAAGUCUCCAAAGUCCCGAAACAACAAGAACACAUCUAAGCGGGAUCAAAAGAGGAACAAGGCUGGUGGAGCGAGUCAACAUCGACAGAAUACCGCAUCCGUGAGCUGCCCCCAGGGGUCACUAGCCCCGUCACGCGACAGGCACAGGAGACGCAAGUCUAGGCAUAUAAACAAGAAAACACAGAAGAUCUUUAAAGAACCGACCGGCUUGCCUUCGAUGCAAAAGGAUGUGGAUGCACCUAUGGUCUCGUCGGAUCUGGAUGUGGCUAUGCAGGAAUUGAGGAUUGAGUGA
Molecule: messenger RNA, 537 nt
Organism: Diaporthe amygdali
Lineage: Eukaryota; Fungi; Ascomycota; Sordariomycetes; Diaporthales; Diaporthaceae
Exons: 1
Coding region: 1-537 (178 amino acids)
Source: RefSeq, a predicted model, not a curated record